CAUAUGUAAGCUGUACGGAAUGUAUGAACGAAAUUUUGAGACCGUCUAACCGGGCACUACCUAAUCCAGUCUCAGAUACAUGUAUCAACUGAUGACACGAAAUAUGGAACAUAUCCUUUGUUUUGUAUAGCAGCACUCCAGACGAGUGUACUAUAUAUUAUCUCUAGCGAGUUCGCGGGUCAAUAUAUCCAGAAUAGCGCAAGCGGUCUGCGCUCUAUGCCUCACUAUCACCGCUUCUAAAUGGCCAGUGCAGUACUGGCAAUAGGGGAGUAUGGGACAUCCUCCGCUGCUAGAAUAGCAGACAGUAUGCUGCAGAGUGUUCCUAAUAUUCGAAACGGUUUAAUGGUUGGUAUUAGCGGUGGAGCACCAAGCUCAAAACAUUCCGUGAAUGGGCUUAAGGUUCAAUACGAAAGCGAUGAUCACGAUCUAGAGAAGUCUAUCGAAAGUGUACUUGAAAAGAAGAAAAGAUUGAGGAAAGCUUACAAGCAGUUCGAUUCUGUUAGUGAUCGGCUAUACUGCAGUCAUAUUACGCAUCCGCCAGCCGAUCUUAUCUUAGGUUCUCUGAAGCAAUUAAUUCAAGGCCAGCUUUCUAUACCUGACACAGUGAAGGGGUUUUACAGUCGCUAUAUGCGAACGAAUACUCGCCCAUUAGUGGAAGUCUUCUCAGAUGCAUUAUAUCAUGUUACAGCUUCCUAUCAAAAGGUUAUUGUCGUUAUAGAUAGACUGGAUGAAUACGAAGGGUGUGAUAAAUUUCCCCGCGAAAUUUUCAAACUGCAGUAA
This is a messenger RNA of Talaromyces proteolyticus, 780 nucleotides long. RefSeq lists its product as uncharacterized. Gene Ontology annotation, biological process: nucleoside metabolic process. Gene Ontology annotation, molecular function: catalytic activity. NCBI's taxonomy places the organism in Eukaryota, Fungi, Ascomycota, Eurotiomycetes, Eurotiales, Trichocomaceae. Bases 241 to 780 code for a protein of 179 amino acids. The record is from RefSeq and is a predicted model, not a curated record. The transcript has 2 exons.